Camelina sativa (false flax) is the source of this 1197-nucleotide messenger RNA. Lineage: Eukaryota; Viridiplantae; Streptophyta; Magnoliopsida; Brassicales; Brassicaceae. The record is from RefSeq and is a predicted model, not a curated record.
AAAAAAAAAAAAAGGAGAAUAGAGCAGAGAAAUCGAGGCGAUUAAUUUUGGUAGCAAAUCAAUCUCAGUCGUCGUCUCAUCACAAUCAUCUUCUUCUUCUUCUUAUUUUCUUCGUCGGCAACGUUCUUUUGUCUUCUCGUGCUGCUCCAUAAUAAUUUGAUCUUAUCGCUACACGCAGAUCUCAUCUCCUAUUAACUCUGAGUGAGUAGUAACCUCCCUCCGUCUCUUCCGUCAACGAUCGUUCCCUUUCUUCUAUCAUUUGACCAAAAUGGCUGACAAAGAUGAUGCAUCUACGCGUGCUAAUAAUGAUUGGGAAGUUGUUUCCCUUACUGCUUCUGCUUACGCUGCUUCUCCUGGUCCCAAACCACUCGACCUGAAACAUGAGGAUGAUGUCAACAAGGAUGCACUUACUCCUCCUCCUCUUCACGAAUCAGCUCAGACUUCUCAUCCUUUGUACAUGUCUCGCCACUUUGUUUUCCCUCCUACUCCUACUUCUUCUGUUGAUGAUGUGCUUCAGACGGAUACUACUACUAGUGACCUGCUUACCGAAGGUCCUAGUAAGAAGUUGGAUUUUGGAUUCUCUGUGGAGCAAGAAACCGGGUCUGCUCUCAAGAAAGAUGGUGGGGAUUUGAGUCUCAAGGGCUUGGAUUUAUCUGAUAAUGAUUUUGCAGGACUUGACUUUUCCGAGGAUAAAGGAGGCAAAACCCAUGACAACAACAACAUUUACAAGACAGCCAUGACUUCUCUCGACGAUGAAAGAGCUAUCUCUGGUUUUGAACAACAGAGUGAACCUGUUCAAGAACCGACUGAGCCAUCCGCCUCCGCCUCCUCUCCAUCUGAUGAUGUUUCAUCAUCCGAUCUUAAUCCUACUACUAAAGAUGACAAGAAUGAUGAUGAUGUCCCACCUUGCCAAGCCUGGUGGAAAAGAAGCGCUGCGUCUCUGAUUGCGCAAGCUAAAGAAACCAACACUGUUUGGUCCAUCUUCAUUGCUGCAGCUGUCAUGGGAGUUGUGAUUCUUGGCCAACAUUGGCAACAAGAGAGGUGGCAGAUUUUGCAGCUCAAGUGGGAAUCUACCAUUGGAAACGAGAAAGCUGGAAGAUUGAUGGGGCCGAUCUCUCGACUGAAACAAGCAUUUGUCGGAGGAGGACAGCGAAGGGAUUCAUUCAUCCGAGCCAGCUCCCAUAACGACAGUUAAAA